CUUAACUCACUCUCGAAAGUAGCGUGAGUCUCGACGUUUCAUUAUUUUUUCAUCCAUUUUUUUAUUUUCCCUACAAGGAAGUAACAAUGACCGUUGGUGCCGGAAUCAACGUCACCGACUCCGAUUUGGUGGUGCUAGGUCACCGUGUUCUUCACGGCGUUCCGGAAAAUGUUUUAGUUACUCCAGCUUCAGGAAACGCCUUAAUCCACGGCGCGUUCAUCGGCGUCACGUCGAAUCAAACCGGAAGCCACCGUGUCUUCUCCCUAGGCAAACUCGAAGACUUAAGGUUUAUGUGUGUGUUCCGGUUUAAAUUAUGGUGGAUGACUCAAAGAAUGGGUACUAAUGGGAAAGAGAUUCCUUGCGAGACUCAAUUUCUAAUCGUAGAAGCAAACCAAGGGUCUGAGUUAGGAGGAGGAGAUCAAUCUUCUUCUUAUGUUGUAUUCUUGCCUAUUCUUGAAGGAGAUUUUAGAGCUGUUCUUCAAGGGAACGAGGCUAAUGAGCUUGAGAUUUGUCUUGAAAGCGGUGAUCCAAUUGUUGACCAAUUCGAGGGGAGUCAUUUGGUUUUUGUGGCUGCUGGAUCCGACCCUUUUGAUGUCAUUACCAAAGCUGUCAAGGCUGUUGAACAACAUCUUCAGACAUUUUCGCACCGAGAGAGAAAGAAAUCAACAACUUGGGAUGCAUUCUAUACCAAUGUCACAGCCAAAGACGUCAAGCAAGGUCUUGAGAGCCUCAAAGCUGGUGGGGUUACCCCAAAAUUUGUCAUAAUUGAUGAUGGAUGGCAAUCUGUUGGCAUGGAUGAGACUAGUGUAGAAUUCAACGCUGAUAAUUCUGCCAAUUUCGCAAACCGGUUAACUCACAUCAAGGAGAACCACAAGUUUCAAAAGGACGGCAAAGAAGGCCACCGGGUGGAUGACCCUGCAUUGAGUCUUGGACAUGUUAUCACAGACAUUAAGAGUAACAAUUCACUCAAGUAUGUUUAUGUUUGGCAUGCGAUAACCGGAUAUUGGGGAGGAGUCAAACCAUGUGUUUCUGGUAUGGAACACUACGAAUCAAAGGUUGCGUAUCCAGUUUCUUCACCAGGAGUUAUGUCCAACGAGAAUUGUGGAUGUCUAGAAAGCAUAACUAAGAAUGGACUCGGUUUGGUGAAUCCUGAGAAAGUCUUUAGCUUCUAUAACGACCUUCACUCAUACCUUGCAUCGGUUGGGAUCGAUGGUGUCAAAGUCGAUGUCCAAAACAUUCUUGAAACUCUUGGAGCUGGACAUGGAGGUCGUGUCAAACUUGCAAAGAAGUAUCACCAGGCUUUGGAAGCUUCCAUUUCAAGAAACUUCCCUGACAAUGGUAUUAUCUCUUGCAUGAGUCAUAACACAGAUGGUCUCUACAGCGCAAAAAAGACUGCUGUUAUAAGAGCAUCAGACGAUUUCUGGCCUAGAGAUCCUGCAUCGCACACGAUCCACAUUGCUUCUGUUGCAUAUAACACACUUUUCCUUGGAGAGUUUAUGCAGCCGGAUUGGGACAUGUUUCAUAGUUUGCAUCCGAUGGCUGAAUAUCAUGCAGCAGCUCGCGCGGUUGGAGGAUGUGCUAUCUAUGUCAGCGACAAACCGGGACAACAUGACUUCAACCUAUUAAGAAAGCUAGUACUUCGAGACGGUUCCAUACUCAGAGCAAAGCUUCCCGGAAGACCAACCAGUGAUUGCUUCUUCAGUGAUCCAGUCAGAGACAAUAAAAGUCUUAUGAAAAUAUGGAACUUGAACGAAUUCACUGGCGUUAUGGGAGUCUUUAACUGCCAAGGCGCUGGAUGGUGUAAGAACGAGAAGAGAUACUUAAUCCAUGACCAAGAACCUGGGACAAUCUCCGGUUAUGUCCGAACCAAUGAUGUUCACUAUCUCCAUAAAGUCGCAGCCUUUGAAUGGACAGGAGAUUCUAUCGUCUAUUCUCAUCUCAGAGGAGAGUUAGUGUAUCUCCCAAAGGAUACAUCUUUACCAGUCACAUUGAAGUCACGUGAAUACGAAGUUUUCACGGUGGUUCCGGUGAAGGAAUAUUCCGAUGGAACUAAGUUUGCUCCGGUGGGACUUAUGGAGAUGUUCAAUUCUGGAGGAGCCAUUGUGAGUUUAAGAUACGAUGAAGAUGGGACUAACUUUGUCGUUAGGAUGAAACUUCGGGGCAGUGGUUUGGUUGGGGUUUACUCGUCGGUUCGACGACCACGAAAUGUUAAGGUGGAUUCAGACGAUGUGGAGUACCGAUAUGAACCGGAAUCCGGUUUGGUUACGUUUACUUUAGGAGUUCCGGAGAAAGAAUUGUAUCUUUGGGACGUGGUCAUCCAACUUUGACUUUUGAGGAUUGUGUUGUGUGCUCUCAUUAUUGGUUAUCUAUUGAUUCAAUAAUUAUUGAUCUGUAUAAUUGUAUCCGUUAUGUAUUGAUUUGUGUGGGUUAAUCUCUAUGAUUUAUCGAUCAGACCAAUACAAAUCAAACAGAUUG
Messenger RNA from Arabidopsis arenosa, 2475 nucleotides. The record is from the annotation of a GenBank genome assembly. NCBI's taxonomy places the organism in Eukaryota, Viridiplantae, Streptophyta, Magnoliopsida, Brassicales, Brassicaceae.